ACAACGUCAUUGUUUUUCCGCAAUGCUAGUAGUUGAAUAGCAGCAGGCGGUGUAUCCAUCAGUCUCCAACAAUGUCUGUAAAAUUAAACGCUUUGAAUAGUGAUUCUUAUAUUGAUAUCAGUCAAUACAGAGACCAACAUUUUAAGGGGAAUCGCUAUGACCAGGAGAAGCUGCUGAAGCAGAGUAACACUUUGUAUGUUGGGAAUCUGUCCUUUUACACCACUGAGGAGCAGGUAUACGAGCUGUUUUCCAAAAGUGGGGAUGUUAAGCGCAUCAUCAUCGGUCUGGAUAAAGUCAAGAAGACGGCCUGUGGAUUCUGCUUUGUAGAAUAUUACACACGUGCAGGUGCAGAGCACGCCAUGCGCUUCAUUAAUGGCACACGGCUGGACGACCGCAUCAUCAGGACGGACUGGGACGCUGGCUUCAAGGAGGGGCGGCAGUAUGGCCGUGGCAAGUCUGGAGGACAGGUGAGAGAUGAGUACAGACAGGACUACGACCCGGCCAGAGGUGGCUACGGGAAGCUGGCUCAGCAGCAUCGACCCACAGAGGCGCGCAACAGUUUUUAGAAAGACCCCUCCACAGAAGUCUGGACUACACAGAGCCCACCAUCAGCCUCAAUCAGAUUAAUUCUCCUACAGUGACAAAACAUCAACAGAUGGUUCCCCCAAAGUAUCAGACCUGCAGUCAGUCUAGAUCAUAGCACAUGCCAGACCCUCCAGUAACUGUGCUAUGAGGUGAUGGUUUCAUUAUCUUGCAAAUGGACACGCUGUAAAUCUCCCCAUAGUAUAAAAGCUCUGUGAGCACACAGUGACUGAGCAGGUGAUGCAUUAGAUUUCAAGACAUUUACUUUUUGGUCUUCAUGUUACAUUAAGUUGUUAAAUUGUGCUCCAAUAGAAUGAAGAAUGAAGUUGUUGGUUUGUCAUCUUUAUCAGUCGUUGUGUUCAAAUUGUCUAUACUUUUUUAAAUAAAGUUUUUUUUUUUGAA
Messenger RNA from Cheilinus undulatus (humphead wrasse), 984 nucleotides. It is a transcript of the gene ncbp2, whose product is annotated as nuclear cap binding protein subunit 2. NCBI's taxonomy places the organism in Eukaryota, Metazoa, Chordata, Actinopteri, Labriformes, Labridae. Bases 72 to 566 code for a protein of 164 amino acids. Gene Ontology annotation, cellular component: nuclear cap binding complex. Gene Ontology annotation, biological process: mRNA cis splicing, via spliceosome. Gene Ontology annotation, molecular function: RNA cap binding. The record is from RefSeq and is a predicted model, not a curated record. The transcript is spliced from 5 exons.